ACAGAGCGGGGCGGAGGCAGCGCCCGCGCCGCCAGGGACCCGCGGCGGAGCGCGGCGGCGGCGGCGGCCCCGGCGGCCCCGUCCCUAUGGGCGGGCGGGCCGGUAGCGGCGCAGAGAGGCUGCCCCCGCUGCUGCCCCCGCUGCUGCCCCCGCUGCUGCCCGGGCUCCCGGCGGCGCACCAAGGCCCGGCACCGGCAGCGGCAGCGGAGCGGCCGGCGGCGGCGGCGAUGCGGUCGCCCAGCUGAAGGCGCGGCGCCGUCGCUGCUCGCUGUCGCCCCGCCGGGCCAUGGCCGUGCGCGGCGGCAACGCCCUGACGCCUUUCUCCAUCCAGGCCAUCCUCAACAAGAAGGAGGAGCGCGCCCGACACGCGGCGGGGCGGCCGCCGGGGCCGCCCGGGGGAUGGAGGCUCUGCGGGGCCGCCGAGGGGCCGCCGCUCCCCGCCGGGGCCGGGGCCGGUGCUGCCCGGCCGGCCGCUGCCGCCCCGAGGACGCCGGCGAGCUGGGACUCGGACUCGGCGCUGAGCGAGGAGCCCGAGGGCGAGCGGCGCUCCGAGGAGGAGGGCGCCGGGGGCAGCGGCCGCCCCGCCGAGGCGGCGGGCCGGGGGGAGGCCGGCGGCGGCGGAGGCUCAGCCCCCGGAGGCGGCGGGCGGGACAACGCCGGGCUCAGUGACAGCGAGAUGUCGGCGGCCGUCUCAGAUCGCAGCCCGCCGGAGGAGGAGGACGGAGCGGGCAAGUGCGGGAAGCUGCUGCCGGCGGAGGACGAGGCGGCGGCGGCGCCGAAGCCUCGCAAGAAGCGCUCCCGGGCCGCCUUCUCCCACGCGCAGGUCUUCGAGCUGGAGCGGCGCUUCAACCACCAGCGCUACCUGUCGGGGCCCGAGCGGGCCGACCUGGCCGCCUCGCUGAAGCUGACCGAGACGCAGGUGAAGAUCUGGUUCCAGAACCGGCGCUACAAGACCAAGAGGCGGCAGAUGGCCGCAGACCUGCUGGCCGCCGCGCCCGCCGCCAAGAAGGUGGCCGUCAAGGUGCUGGUGCGCGACGACCAGAGACAGUACCACCCCGGCGAGGUGCUGCGGCCGCCCUCGCUGCUCUCCCUCCAGCCCUCCUAUUACUACCCCUACUACUGCCUGCCCGGCUGGGCACUGUCCACCUGCGCCGCAGCCGCCGGCACCCAGUGAGGGGCACCCAGCGUGCGCCCCCCGCAGCACCCCGGGGAGCCCGUCUCCCACUCCCCCUGCUUCCCAUCCACAGCCCCCCGCCGCAGCUCUCGGUGCCUUGGACAGUAUUUAUUAUUAUUUUAUUGUUAUUUUUAUUAUUAAUAUUAUUUGGACGGUCCCUCACCCGCUCCUCUCCCAGCGUAGGACUUCUCAGCCACCCCCUCGCCCCGUCCCCACCCCGGCAGCCGAGGACUCUUGCAAUUCGGCACGACUAGUUCAUGGUAUCCAUGUUGUCAGUGUAUUUGGUGUAGACUUUUUUGUUUUUUUGUUUGUUUGAUUUCUCUUCGGAUCGGUAGAGACUCGAUCUUGUGUGGGAGAGAGAAAGAGAGAGAGAGAAAAAAGGAAAGGAAAAAAAAAAAAACACACCAUCAACAACAAAACGCCACGAAACCAAAUGCAGCUCCAAAGAGGAGAUCAAGGACUCCCUCGGUGGAUUGUAAGGAAGCUUAUUUUUGACGUCUGUUUGAGUCCUUGGUCUUCCGACUCGUUGCAAACUGAGUGUGCCUUGUAUGGUGCUGAAUGUAAGGAAGCCUCUUUCAGAUCCCCCCUGCUCUUGUUGCCCAUGUUAUUCCUGUACUCCAUGAUCCCUGGCAAAGGAUAAAUAUGUCACAAAAGGGUGAGACUUAUAUCGCAACUCCAGACUUCUCUUUUUUUUUUUCUUUUUUUGUUUUGUUUUGUUUUCCUGAGAUCUUUCCGUGUUCGGGGAGGGAGGAGUUACGGAUUUUUCGCACUUUCCAGUUGUAUUAAAGUUGUUGUUAUUAUUAUUUUUAUAUUCAAUGUGAAUAUUUCUAGUCAGGCUUUAAAAAAAAAAAAAUCGAUGUAACGGGAAAUUUUAAUACCAUCAGUGCCUUUCACAGUUCUUCUGCAGCCCUCUCCUUCAGGGGCGGGGAUUUCUGAUCUGCUCAGCAAUGUAAUUACACUUUCUUUCAUUCAAGGUAACUCGUCGCUUUUUUUUUUCUUUAUUUUUUUUUCCUCCCUUUCUCUUUUAAUGGCACUGUGCACUCAACUAGAGUAUUUACUUCAAAUGAAUUGUGAAUGUUUGUAAGCUACCCGCUGUACUUUUUUUUUUUUUUUUUUUAAUUUAUAAACUUUAGUUUAACACC
Molecule: messenger RNA, 2316 nt
Organism: Anas platyrhynchos (mallard)
Lineage: Eukaryota; Metazoa; Chordata; Aves; Anseriformes; Anatidae
Gene: NKX3-2
Product: NK3 homeobox 2
Biological process (GO): cell differentiation; regulation of transcription by RNA polymerase II
Cellular component (GO): nucleus
Molecular function (GO): RNA polymerase II cis-regulatory region sequence-specific DNA binding; DNA-binding transcription factor activity, RNA polymerase II-specific
Source: RefSeq, a predicted model, not a curated record